AUGGCCCUUAGAGACGAGAAUGGAGAUUCGCUGGGAAGCUGUGACGUCAGCCCGGAGAAUAUGGUGUUGGACUUUGUUGCCGCUUCGGCCGCGUUUUUGAAGGAGUUGGCAAAGGAGCCUGAUCAGCGCAAGAAAGACUUGGCCGAAGUUGACGAAGGUGUUCACAUCGAUGACCGCGACUCUGUUCUGGGCUCACAGACGCAGGAUACUGCUGCUGACCUCCCUGAGCCGGAUAAUGGACUCCAGACUCCGUCAUGGGAGACAUUCAGGAAGUCCAGCAUCCCGCCGUGUGUCAAAGACGUCAGCUUCACUGUAAGCGAAGAAGAUCUGACAACAGAGUUGCGCCAACGGUUACAAGACGACUACCCCGGCGUCACUAUAGUAAUACCCAAAACCAAAGCCGAAGAGGACAGAGCUCGUGAGGCUCAUGCGACAGAGAAGCCCAGAGGAGUCAAGCAAAUGAUCAUCGAGGUUGAAGAGACUGAAAUUAGCGAGAAUCCUGAGCUGGAAGGCAGUCUCCGAAAGACAUACCCGUGGGCGCUGAUGGAAUUGAAGUCCGGCCCAAAUAUAUCCAGAAAGCGCGCAAGGCGGAUGACGGAUAGCGACGCCGCAACGCCAUCUAGACCAGACCCGGUCAAGCACAUCGAAGACUUUGCCGCAUACGUCUUGGACCCGCCCUCCGAUGAUGAAUUCGGUUAUCACUAUCCAGUAGGCGAUUGGGAUCGUCUGACUUAUGCGCGGAAAUUUGAAAUCGCUCAUGCGCGAGCGAUUCAACAUUACCAUGGCAAGGCGGCUGACGGUGGAGGAUGCAGUCAGUGUGCGGAAUAUGGCCAUCAGUGCAGAGUCUACUUGCCGCAGCUUGGGAACCUAGCCCACAUAGAUUUCGGUCACACUUGCCAAAACUGCCGGCUCAGGCAUCAACAUUGCGACCUUCCCGCCGCCGUAAAACCCCCUCCGAGCACACCAACAGGUCCAGCGGCACUCAGGCUCGAUACACGGAACAUCCAUCACCGAGAUGAAACGUUAUAUACGCCACCAUUGAUGAACGCCACACCAGGAUCGCUAGUAUCGAGAAUGACGGCGGCCAAUGGAAGGCGGUUCAACGAUGAAGAGAAUAACGGUCAUACUCCAAUAAGCGGGGAUCCUGGCCUGGAUAUGAUGGAAUUCGCUGAGCAGAUCAAUCUCUUUCAAGAUUACAGUAACCCCAAGGUCAAAUCCGUCAUCUUUGCGAUGUACAGCCUCUUGGAUAAACACGGCAGGGUCGAGCCGUUUGGCAAACACCGCUUGACUCUCGACCAAUACUACCAGAACCUCUUCACUCUUUACAUAGUCACGUAUCUGCGUAAGGAGUACCACUCGGCUUAUACUGUUUUGCUUCGCUUCCAGAACACGAACUACCACGAGACCGGAGAGCUGCCUAGCAUAGAAAACGUCGUCCGCGCUUUUGAGUACCUCCCAACGCAUGCCCCACUUUGUCGCUGGAUAGUGAUACUAUACAGUUUCCUCUGGGGAACGCAGCACUAUGGCAGUUGGGACAUGUUCAUGAACACGCACCCAAGUGUCAAGUCAAGGGUCCGCGCAGUCGCAAAACUUCUCUUCGGGAUUUGCUACGUUCGCGAUCCAUUUACUACGGGAGGCGAUGGGGCAGUACGGCAGCAGUGGUGUGAGGUCCACAACCAUUCUACGGGGACCCGUGAACAGGAAGAAGCUUGCGAAAACAUGAAGAGAGAGGAAAGAUACUCGACACGUAUCGGUGAGAAGAGAAGGAGUGAUGGAUCACCAGUGCCGAGGCCUUACAAGGCUGCUAGAGGAGGACGGGGCAGAGGGAGAGGGCGUGGCCCAAGUAGGUGA
Alternaria hordeiaustralica is the source of this 1851-nucleotide messenger RNA. RefSeq lists its product as uncharacterized. The coding region runs from base 1 to 1851 and encodes 616 amino acids. NCBI's taxonomy places the organism in Eukaryota, Fungi, Ascomycota, Dothideomycetes, Pleosporales, Pleosporaceae. The record is from RefSeq and is a predicted model, not a curated record. The transcript has 2 exons.